Messenger RNA from Capsella rubella, 1063 nucleotides. RefSeq lists its product as uncharacterized. Lineage: Eukaryota; Viridiplantae; Streptophyta; Magnoliopsida; Brassicales; Brassicaceae. The record is from RefSeq and is a predicted model, not a curated record. The transcript is spliced from 5 exons. The coding region runs from base 149 to 766 and encodes 205 amino acids.
AUGGGAACAAGGAGAUGGAGGGCACCGCCGUAAUAUAGAUUAUCCGGGAGCAAAUCGGACCUGAAAUAGAAGAUGCGCGAAAGAUAGAGAGAGGUAGAGGUCAAGAGAGAUAACGAAGAAGAAAUCAUAGGUAGACAAGGACCAGACGAUGAACGAAGGCUCGAGCGAAGAAGUGACGAGGUCGGUCAUGGAAGAGAAACCAGAACAGCAGCAGAGAGGAUCUCUCGAGAAAGGAAGAUCGUGCAAAGGCUAUCUCUAUUACUCUUCCACUCUCAAAUCCAAGGCUAAGAACCCUCGCUGCGUUGGAAUCCCUCGCACUCUCCGUCAAGUUCCUGAUUACGUUGUUGGACAAUCUGAAGCUGAAGCUUCUAAAGAAGGGAGGACCCUAGCAGAUUUUUACUAUGGCUGUUUGGGGUAUUCCGUCUACAUGACUGAUAAAGACUCAGCUGCCAUUAAGCAACAUACAAAGACCCAACUUCCCGUUUGUGUCGGCCUUGAGAUACUAGCAGAUAGAAGAGCAGCAUCUGGCAAUACUUCAUCUGUUCCAGCCCGUGUUCAAAAUAGAAACGAUUCUCGGGAUUUGCCUCAGCAACAGAACAAUAAACCAGCGCCAGCCACAAACACAGAAAAUGGCUUCUUAACCAGGUUCACAAGAAACGCAAGCCUGGUAGCAUCAGGGGUGAUGAAGAACAUGAAGAGAGUUGGUAACUAUGUGAAAGAGACUGUGGACGAUUCCUUGGACCCAUAUCGAAAGCGACCAAAAUGAAGAUAGUUUUUACAUUAGAUGUGGAGACAAAAAGAAAAAGAAAAAAAAAAUAUGAAGCACAGGUGACAGACGACAGGAUAUGAAUCUUAUUUGACACUUUUUGGAUUCUCUUGAAUUAUCAAAAAUAAAAGCAACAAAAAGGAAAUGGCUGUAUUGAUCUCUAUAUUUAAGCAGGCCAUCUCCCAAAGUGAUUAGCUAUGAGUCUAUGACUAUGAGGACGUGUACACCUUCAUCAGUUUUGGUUUACUGGAUAAUAUUCAUAAUUUCAUAUGCCAAAAGGGGUUCACUUUUAUUCCA